UCAUUGGCUAGACAAGAGCAGUGAAGAGAUAAAAUUCUUGUCACAUAUCUUGGCAUAAUUGGUUAGGUAGGCCACGUUCGACUGUCGUGGUGCAUUGCUGUACCAUUCCCUACGAUUCAACUAUUUUUGAAGUGUCCGAAGGAUAAAAUUUUGUAUUGCAAAUUAAGAACGCAAUAAAUUUUUCAUCAUGACAAACAAGAUCAAGGUAGGAAUAAUAGGAGGUUCAGGUUUGGGUAACUUUAUGGAAGAAACAUUGGACCGUAGCAGCGUCUCACAUCGAGAAGACGUAGAAAAUGCAUUCGGACGUCCUACUAGUAAUCUUUAUCAUGGAAAAAUAAACGGAACGGAUGUAGUGUUGUUAUCCAGGCAUGGCAAAGGACACACGAUAAGUCCUACUGCGGUCAAUUACCGUGCUAAUAUAGAGGCAUUGCGACUUGCUGGAUGUACCCAUAUAUUGGCAUCUACAGCAUGUGGAUCGUUGACAGAAUCCAUUGGCAGGGGACAAUUAGUUAUACCUGAUAGCUUUCUGGACAGAACCAAUUCUAGAAAAGGCACAUUCUACGAUGGAACUUCUGACAAAUACAAAGGAGUAUGCCACAUGCCAAUGGAGCCUGCUUUUGACCCACGAACAUCGGAAGUCUUGUUACAAGCUGCAAAGAAAUUAGGACACAACAUGCAGAAAGGUGGAACAAUAGUAACUAUUGAAGGACCACGCUUCUCUUCUAAAGGAGAGAGCAAGGCGUUUCGUCUUUGGGGUGGACAUUUAGUCAACAUGACUACGUGCCCAGAGGUGUGUUUAGCGAAAGAGGCGGGUAUUUUGUACGCAGCUCUAGCAGUAUCAACGGAUUAUGAUUGUUGGAGAGACAAUGACGAUAAUGUUAACGCUGCUGAUGUUAUAGUUGUAUUUAAACAGAAUGUUGCUAAGGUAUGGGAGGUGUUACGAGAAGCAGUAAAGAUAAUUGGUUCUGAAGAUUGGGAGCAAGAUAUCUCUAAAAUGAAGGCAGUAAUCCAGAACAGUAAAGUGUCAAGCAGCUAGUAUCGUGCAUGAUGGAGAGUACGAUAUAAAAUUUUCACGUAAAUGGAAUG
This is a messenger RNA of Dinoponera quadriceps, 1086 nucleotides long. RefSeq names its product S-methyl-5'-thioadenosine phosphorylase-like. The transcript has 6 exons. The record is from RefSeq and is a predicted model, not a curated record. Lineage: Eukaryota; Metazoa; Arthropoda; Insecta; Hymenoptera; Formicidae. Gene Ontology annotation, cellular component: cytosol. Bases 188 to 1036 code for a protein of 282 amino acids. Gene Ontology annotation, molecular function: S-methyl-5-thioadenosine phosphorylase activity. Gene Ontology annotation, biological process: nucleoside metabolic process.